Diatraea saccharalis (sugarcane borer) is the source of this 4111-nucleotide messenger RNA. The record is from the annotation of a GenBank genome assembly. Lineage: Eukaryota; Metazoa; Arthropoda; Insecta; Lepidoptera; Crambidae.
CCGAUAUAAAGGUUGCAGAUGAAAAACUUGUAUUAAUUGAUUGAAUGAUUAUGAAAAAAAAAUAAUGCAAACUAAUAUAAUAAUAUAUUUAUAAAAAUAAAAUCAGGUAUUAAGUUCAAUUUCUAAUUAUAAACAAAUCCUCAAUUGUAAAUUAUUAAUUGAAUAUAUCUAUAAUCGUUUAUUUUACAUCCCUACAUUAAUUGUCGAAGUUGACACUUACAUUGACAAAACUAUUUCUCUUUCAAUUCUUUAUCAAAGAGUAUUCUUAAUUUUGGUCCAGUGAGAGAGAUUUUGAUAAUUCCAUAUUACUUUUCAAAUUAACUAACGUAUUGUCUUAUAUACCCUUAAUAUUGAGCAAAUACAAGUAAAUAUAAGUCUCUUUCAUUCAAGAAAUGAUCGUCGAUAACAAAGAAGAUAAUAAAACAAAGUGGGUAUGAAUCGCGUCAACGAUUUCUCAACAGUUCAGUCUUGAAUAGCUUUAUUUCGGUAUACUGCACUAGCCAGAUCUUUAUACACCAUGAAUACCAACAGUUUACAUCAGCUUGUUAAUAAAAAUCAAUCAAUUAAAAUAGUGCCGUCAAUUGAAGAAUCUCUACGUGCAAAAGGACUGGAUGUAGAUUUAGAUGAAAACACUAUCGUGUGGUUUAAACAAUUAAAAGUGACAUGGAAAACAUGGAAAAAAAGUGCCACCCUUGAAAAUCAAAUCGAAUUAUUUUUUCAGUCAAUUGUAGACCCCUUCAGAGUGACUUUAAUUUUCAUCAUUAAAACUGAAGAUGUUAAAGAUUGCAAACCAAAAUCGUUACCAUUUUUCCUUGUAGAGACCCUUCAAAAAUGGGCCCUUGCUUCAGGUAACAGUGCCCACGACUCUUUAAAAUUGCCAGCAUUUCACAUUGCUAUACAACAAAGAAAUUCAUAUUUCCUAAAUUUAGUUGUUAAAACAUACCAGAUUGAUACAAUAAAAGAAACUAUUAUUCCUAUUGUCAAAGAUAUGAUUGAAAAAGAUAAUUGUAAAUUGGCAUCUCAAGUUAUUAUAGCAAUGGCACUAUAUGAUGAUAUUCCAGUUGAAGAUCUCCUGUUUCCACUGAUUCUACAAGACAAAACCAAUUUAAUCGAUGAAUAUUUGUCAGAAUGCCCAUCCCAAGUUCAGCUUCUGUUGAAUUUUUUAGAUAAAAUGCUUGAUAAAAAAUUUAAUCUUAAAGAAUAUGCUCAAAAAUAUAUUGAAGAAAACAAAAUAUGUCAUGUUAGAUAUGAUAAAAUACAUUAUAAACCACUUGGAAAAUUAGUAGCCAGAUUGUGUAAUAAGUUUAAUGUACCAAUAGAAAAUUGUAAGAAUCUAAGCAAAAAUCGUACAACAGGAGGGUUGAGAUAUUUAAUUCAUCAGAAAUACCAGGAACACAAUGUGAGUUCUUCUGUUUGGGAUGAUUUGGUUAAAGAUUCACUAAGACAUAAUUCAGAAUCAGCUAGAGAAUUCAUAGACAUGUUACUUGAUUAUGAUAAAAAUGAAGCUUUAAAGUGGGCUACCUAUUUGAAUAUACCUGAAAAUGAUCUGCCAUUGACCUUGAAACAAUUGUCCUUACAAGAAACACCAGAAGAAGAAAGUUGGGAUAAUGAAGCUGUUGUUAGUCCCUCUGUAGAGUACUAUAAAUUAAAAUUAAGCGAAGAACAUGUAAUAUUAAUAGACACAGCUGAAAAAUUUUAUGAUCUGAUGAUGACUGACUUAAAGGAAUGUAGUGUUAUAAGUAUAGAUUGUGAGUGGAAGCCAUGUUUUGGUGCAAAACAAUCUCAAGUAGCAUUAAUACAAAUUGCUACCGAUGCUAUGGUCUAUUUAAUUGAUACAUUAAUAUUGAAUAGCCAAUCAUAUUCAAGUUUCUGGUAUACAUUUUAUAAAUCGUUUUUAGAUAAUGCAGAAAUAAUAAAACUAGGAUUUGGUUUUGAACAAGAUCUGAAAGAGAUGAAAGCAUCAGUAAUAGGGUUAGGAAAUAUUAAAGUUAAAGGAGAAGGUCUACUUGACAUAUCUAUAUUAUGGCGAACACUUCUCAAUAGUGGUCUUGCUCUACCUGUAAAUGAUGAAAGUACAGGCAACAGUUUGAGUUACUUGGUACAAACCUGCUUUGGAUUACCAUUAGAAAAAUCAGAACAGUGUUCCAAUUGGGAACUUAGACCUUUAAGAAAAACGCAAAUAAAUUAUGCAGCAUUAGAUGCAUAUGUUCUCGUAGAAAUUUAUAAUUAUCUCCAACAAAAAUGCACAGAACAAGGCAUCAAUUUUGAUGAAAUAUGUAAUGAUGUAAUGACAGAAUCAAAAAAGAAAUCUGUCAAAAAAGCAAGAGGUCAUGAAAGAGUUCAUAGUUUUGUUACCAAAGGCCCAUUGAAAUCUGCUGACGAAGUGAAAUUUCUAGCAGAACCAAAGUUAUCCUAUCUUGUUCCAUAUUUAAGGUAUUGUGGAAUAGAUACUGCUAUGAUGUCUGAAACAAUGCUGUGGUGUGAUGUAAUUAAUUUGGCAAUAUCAGAACAGAGAUUAGUUAUUUUAACAAAAUUAAAAGGCACACCUAAUAAAAAAUUUCCUCAGAGUUCUAUAUUGGAUAUAGGUAAGGGCAGUAUCACAGAUCAAUUACAAAUAAUAUUCAAUAGAUUUAAUAUAGGUAUUAAGCAAAAUGAUUUAUUUAGAUUUUGUUUGAAAUGUAACGGGAAGGAUAUAAGAAAGUUACCACCAGAUGAAGUUACGAAACUAUGUAUUGAUUAUGAGACUAAUGAAAGUACAAAUUGUCAAUAUAAUAAUGUUGAUUAUGAUGACGAUGAAUCAAACUAUGAUAAAUUUCUUAGUGAUUCUGAUGGUGAUGAGGAUUUAUACCAAAUAGUGGACGUGGUUCAACCAAACAAAUCGUGUAAAACAAGCAAAGGGGCCAUCAUUGAGAUAAACAAUGCACAUGAAUUAUCAAAUUCAAAUAAGUUUGCACUACUGUGUGAAUCCUGCGGAGGACUAUUUUGGGAUGGAGAUGAUUUAACAAAGACUGUUCGUGAUAUUAUAUUAAGUUUGACAAAUUUUUCAAUAUGGUGAUAAAUCCAUUGUGUACAAAUGAAAUUGCAUCUGCAUGUGAUAGUGGUUGAUUUUAUCAGUCUAGUUUAUAAGCAGUAAUAAAAAAUUGACUUAUUUGUAUUCUUGUAUUAAAUAAAAAAACUAAAGGUUCUAUGUAUAGGUAGAUCAGUAGGUAUUCAACAUUAUUUUAGCAUAUCUAUACUGUUUUAGGUUUUGUUAUUAUUUUACAAACUAUUUGUUUACACACCAAAUUAAAAAGAAACCAAAUUCCUAGCCAACUAGAUCUUUAUAGUUUUGAAAAAUUGUUUAACUAGGAACAAGUUGUUUACGUUAGGUGCCAAGGAUAUUAUUAAAACAUAAAAGACUUUGUUAAAACUUUUUUCCAUGAUUAAAGUAUGUACACAUCCUUAUCUGUGAAUUAGAUUUUUUCAUCGAUUUAUUUAUUCAGAGAAAUCCGUGUUUGUUUUGUCCCAAUAUUAAAGUUUGAGCUAUCGUAAAUAAAGGUUCAUUAGGUUUUAAAAUAAAUAGAGCCAAUAUUCAUUGAUUGUUAUAUUUUAAAUCAAGUUAAAAAUAAAUUCAUGCUAAUUAUAACGUAAAAACAAUUCAAACAUAUUUUUAUGUAGUUUUUUUAUAAAUGUGGCUAUCAGGUGGGUAUAAUAUUCUACAGAGUAGCCAUUUACAACAAACAUUGUAAUUUUGUAAUACAUAGUUGAGUGGAAUUCACAAUUAAUACAGACAAUAAUGCAAUAAAAUAUUUUUAUGUGAUUUAUUUCUAAUCUAUCAUUAAAUACUGAAAUAUAAAAUUGAUAAUUACAAAAUAUUUAAGUAAAAACUUAGACAAAUUAUUGAUUCCAUUUCAAACGAUUUUGUGAUCUUGAUAAAAAUUGCAAAAUCGUGUCUCAUACAUAACUUCUGUAGUAAGGCUACGAGUAUACUGGUGACUCUGUCACCUGCCUGAGAAUCCUACAAUGGCGCGCGCACUUGAACAAGUGACAAUUACGUGACUUCCAUACAAACGAUAGGAGCACAGUGACAGAAACAAAUGCCUAUGAUGACAAAUAAACAAUAGCGCGCGCG